This is a messenger RNA of Odontomachus brunneus, 2699 nucleotides long. RefSeq lists its product as uncharacterized. Bases 1 to 2661 code for a protein of 886 amino acids. The record is from RefSeq and is a predicted model, not a curated record. Gene Ontology annotation, biological process: sensory perception of smell; detection of chemical stimulus involved in sensory perception of smell. Gene Ontology annotation, molecular function: odorant binding; olfactory receptor activity. Gene Ontology annotation, cellular component: plasma membrane. NCBI's taxonomy places the organism in Eukaryota, Metazoa, Arthropoda, Insecta, Hymenoptera, Formicidae. The transcript is spliced from 18 exons.
AUGAUCUGCGUGAAGUCGCUGCAGCUCGAUCUCAAUCGGAUUCUCUUGCUGACGGUUGGCUUAUGGCCCUUCGAGCGGUCCAAAUUCGUCCAACUGCAAUUGAUCUUAUCCUACGGUAUCCUGAUAACUUCCAUUGUGUUUCCGCUUGCAACGUUUGCGACAACGAAAUGCACUCUGCAUCUUAUAGUCGAGGUGUUGUCAACUGAGUUUCUUCUCAUUCUUUUUUCGAUAAAAUUCAGUGCGUUCUGGUUUAACUUGGACACUAUAAAGCUUAUAUGGGAAAUAAUCCAGAAUACCUACGACGAGCUGACAGACAGCAGCGAAGUUGCUAUCUUAGAAAAGUACGGAACUAUCGCGAAACGUUACACCUACACGCUCACGCUGCUCGUCAUAUGCUGCGUAUCUGUUUUUAUGUUCCUCCCACUCUGGCCGCGAAUUAUCGACGUCGUGUGGCCCGCGAACGAAUCUCGUCCGCAUCCUCCAUUGCAAAUUACGAUGGAGUACUUUCUCGACCAUGAAAGAUAUUUCUACCUAUUCGUCCUACACAUAAACGCAAUCUUUUGCAUAGGACAAACUACAAUAUUGGCGACAGGAACAAUUAUCAUAGCGUAUUUUCAAUACAUCUGCGGAAUGUUUAAAGUUGCUAGUUAUCGUAUGGAGCAGGUCAUGAUCGGUACUUUAAAGAUGAGUGACGCGGAACUUAAGAGUUUGGUACACAAGAGAAUAAUUUUUGCCAUCGAUAUGCAUCGUAAAGCCACAAAGUUUGCAAAACUCUUUCAGUCUAAAUUCGAGAUAUUCUUUUUUUUCUUGAUGAUAACCAUAGUAAUUUCAAUAAGCCUCAGUCUUUAUCGUAUCUUUUAUGAAUUGUCAACUGGAUGCGACAUCGAGAAGUUGAUAACAUCCUUAAUGUUGCUACUUUCUCAUUAUGUAUACAUGUUUAUUUCUAAUCUGGGUGCACAAGAGAUUAUGGAUCAUAACGAGCACGUGUUUUCUACUGUAUAUAACGUUCGGUGGUACACUACUCCGUUACAUAUACAAAGAAUAAUAUUAUUCCUGCUGCAAAGAGGCACUAAAACGUUCUACAUAAGUCUCGCAGGAAUGUUUGUGGGAUCUCUAGAGGGAUUCAGCACGCUAACGAGCCUCUCAAUAUCUUAUUUCACCGUUGUGUACUCUAUAAGUUGUACUUUGUGCAGCGUUAUGAGUAUCAUUCUUUUGCCGUUGUGGCCGCACUUCGUCGGUAUGUUCGUGUACAUAAACAACACGCGACACGCGAUGAAGAUCGUGACGGAAUACUUCAUCGACCAAGACAAAUACGUCUAUCUACUUCUGGUGCAUAUAGACACGUCUUUGUUUAUCGGGACGACCGUGAUAGUGGCGAUGGGAACGAUACUCCUUGGUUAUUUGAAGCACGCCUGCGGGAUGUUCAGAAUCGACAUGAUCUGCAUCGAAACAUUGUACAUCAACCUCAAUCGGCUCCUACUGCUCGCUGUCGGCUUAUGGCCCUACCAACAAUCUAAACUGGUUCAAUUACAGCUAAUUUUGUUAUUUAGUACUUUGAUAAGCUUCAUUUUAUUUCAGUUUGCGUCGCUCGUGACUUUAGAAUGCACUCCGGAUCUUCUCAUCAAGGUUCUUUCUUCUACGUUAUUUUUCAUCACCUUGGUCAUCAAAUACAACUCAUUCAGAGCUAAUAUCAAAGCUAUAAGGUAUCUACUGGAAUUGCUUCAGCGCAUCUACAACGAGUUACAGGACGAGAAUGAAAUCAUUAUCAUAAGGAAGUACGGGCAGCUGGCGCAGCGUUCUACAGCUGGAUUGCUUACAUGUAGCGUGUUCAUCAUAAUUAUGUCACUCUUGUACAUAAUUUAUCCGCUCAUUCUCGACAUCUUGUGGCCCUUGAAUAAGCCUCGACCGCGGCAACAGUUGCAGUUUGUUACCGAAUACUUUGUCGAUCAAGAGAAGUAUAUUCAACUGAUCACAUGGCACGCGUUCGCAGCUUUUUUGGUGGGUGGAGUCGCAAUGCUAGCGACAGGAACGAUAUUGAUGACGUUUAUUCGAUACGCUUGCGGAAUGUUUCAAAUCGCUAGCUACCGUAUCGAGCACGCAAUGAUAGCCGGAACUGCAAAAUACGGCAAAAAUAAGGACAGCAAUUUAAUUUACGAGAGUUUAAUAUACGCCGUGGACAUCCACCGCAAAGCCAUGCAGUUCUCCAACAUGUCGGUAUCCAAAUUCAAAGUAUCGUUUUUUCUUUUAAUAAUCAUCGGCGUACUCUGUGGUGCUCUCAAUUUAUUUCGAAUUUCUCAGAUAAUGAUGGGCGAAUAUAACAACAUCGAGAUCUCGUUCCCUUUUGUGUUUAUAAUUACCUAUAUAAUGUAUUUGAUAAUAGGUUGCUAUGUCGCACAGGAGAUUACGGACCACAGUAAUCACGUGUACACCACCGUAUACAGCGUACAAUGGUACGUCGCACCCUUAAACAUACAAAAGAUGAUAUUAUUUUUAUUGGAAAGAGGUAGCAAGGUCUUCACUCUGAACAUCGGUGGAUUUAUUGUGGGAUCUUUAGAAAGUGCCGUCAUGGUAAGAACAAAUAAACCGAUAUACAUUCAACCACGUACGCUUUUUUUAAAUGGACUAGAUGAAAUAAAAAACGCGUAUCGUUGCAGAUCUUGAGUACUGUGAUAUCUUACUUCACCUUUCUUUAUUCCAUG